Molecule: messenger RNA, 1489 nt
Organism: Aspergillus steynii IBT 23096
Lineage: Eukaryota; Fungi; Ascomycota; Eurotiomycetes; Eurotiales; Aspergillaceae
Product: casein kinase II subunit beta family protein
Exons: 3
Coding region: 245-1051 (268 amino acids)
Cellular component (GO): cytoplasm; protein kinase CK2 complex
Molecular function (GO): protein kinase regulator activity
Source: RefSeq, a predicted model, not a curated record
CAUCUUCACGCCUUCGCAUCGCCUUCGCCCGUGAGCCUAUUUGCACGCUUCCGAUACCCCUCUACUCCAACCUCUGGCUGUUGGAAGCUCUAAGGAAGAUUAUUCCAGCUGUACAGUUCUGGGGGCUUUCCUGCUCUGGGAUGGUCUGACCCAGUUUUCUCUCAGCAACUGCUACAGGCAAAGCACAGAAAUAAUCUUACCUUCAGACAACUUCUCUUGUUCUGUCUUGUGACCACUCGCCAAGAUGAUGGAAGACUUCAACAGCGAGACUGACAGUGACUACACCAGUUACUGGAGAGAUUGGUUUAUUUCGUCCCGUGGAAACGAGUAUUUCUGCGAAGUUGACGAGGAGUAUUUGACCGAUCGCUUCAACCUUACCGGCUUGAACACCGAGGUCGCAUACUAUCAGUAUGCUCUGGAUCUUGUGACCGACGUCUUUGACUUGGAUGCGGACGAUGACUUGCGCGAGCAAAUCGAGAAAUCGGCACGUCACUUGUACGGCCUCGUCCAUGCUCGCUACAUCAUCACCACUCGUGGUCUGUCCAAAAUGGUCGACAAGUAUAAGAAGGGCGAUUUCGGCAAAUGUCCGCGUGUUGUGUGUGAAGGUCACCCUCUUCUUCCCAUGGGUCAGCACGAUCUUCCCCACACAAGCACCGUACGUCUUUACUGCGCAAAGUGCGAAGAUAUCUACAACCCGAAGUCUUCUCGGCAUGCUUCCAUCGAUGGUGCCUACUUCGGAACCACAUUCCACAGCAUGCUUUUCCAGGUGUAUCCUGCGCUGAUCCCGGAGAAGAGCGUGCGCCGUUACGAGCCCCGUAUCUAUGGGUUCCGUGUUCAUGCCAGUGCUGCACUUGCUCGCUGGCAGGAUCAGUAUCGUGAAGAUACCAAGGCGCGCCUUCGCGAGGCCGGCAUUGAAGCCAAGUACAUUGAAGACACCGAUGAAGAUGACUUGGAGGACGACGACGAUGAAAUUGACGAGCUUGGUCAUGAUACCAAAGCGGAGAAGCCUGCCGGCGAUGCUGCUUCCGGCCGCAUGGACAUUGGCAACUAAGAAGGUCGCCUGUCUUGUGCUGGUUCUCUGACCCGGUCUCGCUACAUACGUCUUCCUGCACGAUGUUUUGUCUGUCAUCUACCUUGAUUCUAUCCCCCCUAUUCUCCUCCCUCCCUCCUCAACUCUCAUAGUUUCGUGGAAUUCUCCAAUCGUGUACUGGCUAGAUACUGUGGUGCUCGAGAUAACCGUGUUUCUAUUCCCUUUCCCCUUUCCUGCUACGAUUUGUCUGUUCAGUCUUUUUGUUUCUCCAAUACCCGGCGUAUGACGGAGAUCGUCAAGCUGCAAUUUCAUGUACUGCAUUUCAUGAUCACGAACACUGGUGGGCGUCGGAAGCUCUGAAAAUGGCCGGUCUCUUUUUCUUUUCUUCUAAUGUGAACUAGUUCUAUAAUCCCAACGAGUCUUUCGCGGACUUCGGGGCACAAAUGCGAAAUAGGUAAC